GUGGUAGCGCACCCCCGCGGCAAAUUAACAAAGAUGCAUCCCGCAGGUUUUCUCCCAUCCGUUGUGGCCCUACUUGCCCUUCAAGGUGGACAACUUGGAGCCAAGGACAUCAACUGCAGAAAUCCGCUCUUCGCGGGUCACUGGUUCUCUACGAAUGAGGAGAUAGGGCACCUCUCACCACAGCCGCAGACCUACGCAGAUCUACUCGUCUGCCCACAGUUCAACGGAAGGCCAUCAUGCUGCACACCAUCCAUCGCUAGCCAGCUUCGAGCUGCACUGGCCAGCUGGACACAUCAUCUCCAGGCGCAACUCGAUGACGCGCAGAGGUAUCUGCUGGCGUUGAGAGAGAUCCGCAAGACCCAGGCCUUCAACAAUACGGCAACGGACGAGAAGGCUCACUUCGAUGAGGCCAUGGAUGCGGUCUGCAGUGUGUUCAAGAGCCACCAGCGGUGCUUUGACGGCAUUCUGGAGGUUACGAGCGGCCUGCUGUGCUUCGCCUGUGCGCCUGACUGGAAGCGAUACGUCGGCGUGGAGAAGAAAAGUGGCGGCAUUGCAAUGGUGUCCAUCUCGGAGAGCAGCUGCGGCCAUUUGUGGAUGCAAUGCCGCGACAUGGGGCUGGCCAGCAAGCGGCUGCUCGAUAAGGUGCUUGACUCACACCUGACGCGCCGAGUGGCGGUGCCGCUGCCGCAGCUGGACGCAUUCCAGGUGGGCUGGGGAUCGAGGGGGGCGGGAUAUAUAACACAAACCAACCCGCGGGAUGCCUCUGUCUGUUUUCCCUUGUCUUUCUUGGUGCAUGUAUGCAGGAUGAGGAGCUGCUGUGCAAGUACGCUAUGAACGUGAUAGCCCUCCGUCCCUUCCUCUUCACCUCCCUACACGCCCCCAUCUUCACCAAGUCGCACAUCGACAUGCAUCCAGACAAGGAGGUCCUCAUGCCCCACAGCGACUGGGAUGCAGUCAACGAGGGCCGACAGUCUCAGCUGCCCACUCGGUUCCGUGUGCAGAGAGAGGGGGCUGACUCGAGCGGCAGCAAGCAUCCCUACCAGGCGACACUCGACAUCUGUCGCAAGAAGGGCAAAGUAGUGCAGGAAAACAUAUGGAUGUAAGUAAAAGCGUGCUGACUGAGGACAGACAGGUGCGUGUUUCAUUCCUGCGUAUGCAUGUGCUGAGAUAGAUGGCUCGCUAGCUUAAGACUCGAACGAACUUGUUUUUGCAUUCAACGGUUGACUGACAACGUACAUGACAUGACAUGAAUGGCCGCUCAAUCAACUCAA
Molecule: messenger RNA, 1271 nt
Organism: Vitrella brassicaformis
Lineage: Eukaryota; Vitrellaceae
Source: the annotation of a GenBank genome assembly